AAGAAAAGAAACAAAAAACAAGAAACAAAAACAAAGAUCGUAAACAAUGUUUUAGUGAACUGCAGAAUAAAAUAAACAAACAAGCAAACAAACAAGUAGAACUUAAUAAUAACAACAACAAUUAACAAAAACAUCAAAUCGACGUUAGACAAGUGUUGUUGUCUCUCUCCCACAUGUUUAAUUUGUUGAUGCCAUGCAAUUGAUUGUUGACAAAAUUCCCAUGUAUUCCAAACAAACAACGAAGCGCAAUUCCAAAAAGAAAAAUGAUGAAAUGAACCAGCAGGCGGGCUCCUCAAGGGCGCCAGCCACAGGGGGCCAAAUCUCACCGCCAGGUGGCAGUAGUACAAGUAACAGUAACAACAACAAUAACAACAGCAACGCCAGCAGCAACAUCAUUAACAACAACACCAACAAUUUGGAUCUGCAACAGCAGCAACAGUUUUACAAUCAACAGCAGCAACAACAAUACCAACAGCAACAACAACGCGAAAGUUUUUUGGCCUAUCAGCAACAGCAGCAACAUCAGCAACAACAGCAACAUCAGCAACAGCGAUCUGUUGUUGGUGGCGGAGGCGGCGGCGGUGGUGGCAAUUUUAUGCUAGGCAAUGAGCUCUCUGGUGUCAUCGGCGGCGAUAGCCUACGCAGCCUAAAUAAUACCUUUGGUCCCAAUUCGGAAUUUACAUCGCUCAGUGGCAAUAGCUCAUCGAGUUCAUUGGGCGGUCUAAGUAGCUCAUCGAGCAGUCAAAGUGCUCAGAGUAUUGGUGUUUAUCCUAAUAUGGUGACAGCCAAUCAACAGCAGCAGCAACAGCAACAACAACAACAACAACAGCAACAUUCACAGCAACAACAUCAUCAACUCCAUCAUCAACAGCAGCAACAGCAACAGCACAUGUCCAAUAUGGAUGCAAUGGGUGGUUAUAGUCAGAUGAGCGGCGGUGGCAUGCAUCCUGGAGCCAAUGGUGGCAUGAUGGGCAAUGGCAAUGCCCAAUAUAUGAAUGGUGGUGGCAGUCAAACAGGCGGCGGCGUCUAUAAUCCAGGUCAAGGCGGUGUCGGCAACGGCAUGGGCAUGACCGGCAUGGGCAUGGGCAUGGGUUAUGGUGGCGGCGGCAUAGGCGGUGGACCACAAAGGCAUCAUCAAAUGACGCCAAUGAAUCAAAUGCAAAACAUGUCAAUGGGUCCUGGCGGUGUUGGUGGCGUCGGCGUCGGCGUCGGCGUUGGCGGCGGGAUGCCUGGCAGCAUGAAUCCGAUGGCCAAAAUGCAGGGCAUGGCCAAUGGAGGUUAUCAUCCACAGCAACAGCAAAUGCCACCUCAACAUCAGCAGCAGCAGCGACGCAUGGCCCCGUAUCCGCAUCCGCAAAUGCAUAUGGCCCAGAAGAGGGCUGGAGCUGGCGGAGCCGGCGGCAUGUAUCCGAAUCCUGUGCAGCAGCAGCAAAUGCAGCAGCAACAACAGCAAGCGCCGCAAAUGUAUGGCGGCGGACAGCAAAUGCAUCCCGGUGCUGGCGCUGGCAUGGGUGGAGUAGGAGCCGGUGGUGUCCCCUUGCCCAUGCAGGCCGGCAGUAAUGGUGGCUAUGGCCGUGCCGGCGGUCCCAUGGGUCCCAAUGCGGGCAACGGCGCCGGAGGCUAUGGACGUACAGGAAUGGGCCCGAACGGUGGGCCAAUUAUGGGACCAAUGGGUCCAAAUCCGAAUGCCGGACCAGGCUGCAUGAGCCAACAGCAACGCUUCAUGCCUCAGGGUGGAGGCGGCGGUGUCGGUGGUCCCGGCAUGGGAUACGCUGGCGUUGGUGGCAAUGGCGGACAAUUCUAUCCCGGCGGCCUUGGUAUGCCGCCACAGGGUGGUGUUGGUGGCGUUGGCGGUGUCGGCGGCGUCGGUGGCAUGUGCCCGGCUGGACCGGGUGUAGGUGGUGGUGGCGGCGGCCCUGGCGGUCCUGGUGGUAUUGGUGGCAUUGUAUCCACAGCCACUGGAGCCAGCGGUGGCAAUCAUCCGUAUCAGAAUCAAGGUUUCCAACAAAACUAUCAGCACAGUCCAGUUCCUGGUAAUCCAACGCCGCCGCUAACACCAGCCUGCAGUGUGCCCUAUGUUAGCCCCAAUCCGGACAUUAAGCCGCCAAUGGAUAACAGCGAAGAAAUGAGACUGACAUUCCCAGUGAGGGAUGGCAUCAUAUUGGCACCCUUCCGUCUGCUUCACAAUCUCUCAGUGAGCAAUCAUGUGUUCCAUUUGAAGCAAAAUGUCUACAACACGUUAAUGUGCCGAACCGAUCUGGAGCUGCAAUUGAAAUGCUUCCAUCAGGAUGAUCGCCAAAUGAAUACAAAUUGGCCGCACACAGUUACUGUCUCCGCCAAUGCCACACCGCUCAACAUUGAGCGAUCCGAGAAGAAUAGCACUGCAUUGCGUCCAUUGUAUUUGAAGGCUGUUUGCCAGCCCGGACGUAAUACCCUUCAACUGACCGCCAGUUCCUGUUGUUGUUCCCAUCUGUUUGUGCUGCAACUAGUCCAUCGGCCAUCGGUGCGUCAGGUACUGCAGACGCUGCAUAAGAGGAAUCUAUUACCCCUGGAGCACAGUGUGCAGAAGAUUAAGCGUAAUCUUAGCAUGCCCACUGAGGCGACCACAACGGCGGCAACAUCGGGCAAUGGAACAGAGAGCACACAACAGCAGCAGCAGCAGCAACAACAACAGUGCGCAAAGAUCUCAUUGAAGUGUCCGAUAACGAAAUCUCGAAUAAGGCUUCCUGCACGUGGACACGAAUGCAAGCAUGUCCAAUGCUUUGAUCUGGAGGCCUAUCUGAUGAUCAAUAGCGAACGGGGCUCAUGGCGUUGUCCCGAAUGCAGCAAAUCGGCCAUUACAGAUACCUUGGAGAUCGAUCAAUAUAUCUGGGCCAUUUUAAAUACCCUUAGCAAUUCGGAUGUGGAUGAGGUGAUCAUUGAUUCAUCGGCCAAUUGGCGUGCCUUGCAGCACAAUGGUGGCAUGCCCAAUGCUCCAAAUGCUCCUGCCCAAGCGACAUCUGUCACCAAUAAUACCGUUGGAGGCGGCGGCGGCGGCGGCGGUCCUACUAGUUUGCCAGCCAUCAAACAAGAAUUAUGCGAUGAUAUUGCCAAGGUCAUGUCACCGGGAUCCACCCAAUUGCCCACUUGGGACAACUCGCAGGCGAUGAGUCCUUAUAAUAUGCAUGAUAUGAACUCCAUAGCCAAUGGCAAUAUGAUGGCCAAUGGACAACAAAUGAGCAAUCGCAGCAGCUUUGAUAACUUCAGCGGCGCUGGCGGUGGUGGAGGAGCAGGUGGUGCCGGUGGCAAUCAUAACGAUGUCACUGGUGGCGAUGCCAGCAGUGGUGUUGUCAACUCUCUGGAUCAACUAAAUGCCAUGGAGAAAUCACUUAGUGAUCAGAUGCCACAUACACCCCAUACACCUGGUGCCAGCCAUCCUAUGACUCCAGGCGGACCACCUAGUGUCAGUUCGGCACACAAUGAGCCCAUUGGUAGCAGCAACAGCGCCGGUAAUGGAGGAGGCAACAACAACAACAACGGCAGUGGCACUCCAAACAACAACAACAACAAUAAUGGCAACAACACGGGCCACAGUUCCCCCCAAACGCCUGGCACACCCAAUCGUCUGGGCAACAGCAGCAGCAACAGCCUCUCCACGGCCGACAACCAGCAGCAACAGCAACAGGAGCAAUUGCUCAACUCUCUGAUGAGCGGCACUGGCAGCAAUCAGACGCAACUGAAAUUCACCGAAAGUGAUCUCAGUGCCGAAUUGCAGAGUUUCGAAUCGGCUGUCAAUGAUACGACACAUGAUUUGAAUUUGCUAAAUGAUGUGGAUCCCAUGGAAAUUUUAUCGUAUUUGGAGCCACAGCCGGAUCUAAAUACGCCACCCUCCAGCGGCAGCAGCAGCAACAACAAUGCCAGCGACGAUCUGUUGGCCACGUUGUUUGAUUAAGCAACAACAGAAAGAAAGAAAAGCAAAAACAAAACAAGAAACAUGCAAAAAGAA
Molecule: messenger RNA, 3985 nt
Organism: Drosophila willistoni
Lineage: Eukaryota; Metazoa; Arthropoda; Insecta; Diptera; Drosophilidae
Gene: tna
Product: zinc finger MIZ domain-containing protein 1
Exons: 10
Coding region: 194-3931 (1245 amino acids)
Biological process (GO): protein sumoylation; regulation of transcription by RNA polymerase II
Molecular function (GO): zinc ion binding; SUMO ligase activity
Source: RefSeq, a predicted model, not a curated record